AUAACCCAAAUUAUUGUUACUAAGAGGUUUUAUUAUUCAUUUAGAUACAAAAAUAUCACAAUUAAUUUUUAACCAUAUCUAAGUAAACAUCUCCAUUUUUAAAGAUGUUUUUAGAUGUCUCAUUUUCUUUCUCCAUCAUUCCAUAAAUAAAAUUAUCAAUAUCCUCCAUUUUAUUAUAAACUUCUUGGAGAGAAGCAAUAAAAGAAGGAGAUAAUAAAUUUUUAUGUUGGGUUAUUUUCGAUUUGUAAACGUUCGAUUUUAAUGUUAUAUUUUCUUCGUAAUAAUUCCAUUUGUCUUCUUGGUUAUUAUUAAUUUUUUCUUUUAAGAUGGUUAAUUCGUUAUUUUUAUUGUUUAGUUCUUUGUUUCUUUCGUUAAUAGUGUGCUUCAUUUUCUUCACUAAAUUUUCCAACGAUUUAUUUUUAAACGAAUUUUCCUCAAUUUUCUCCUUUAAAGCAUUGUUUUCAUCAAACAAGAUAUCAACUUUACUAUUUAGGUACAAAUUUUCAUCACUAAUUUUUAUAAUUUCCUCCAAAGAAGCUUUUUCUUGUUGAUAAUCUUCCUCGAUAUCCUCCAAAUUCAUUUUUAAAACAUUAUUUUCUUCUUUUAACUCAACAAUUAUUUCUUUCAAAACAAUAUUUUCCUUAAAAAUUUCAUUUUGUUUUUUAAUUCUUUCGUUUUUGACCAAAAUCUUUCGCUUACUCGUUUCUAAUUUAUCAUUUAAAAGCGAACAUUUCUCCUGGAUUUUUUCACAUAACUUCUCAACGCUUUUAUUUUUACUUUUUAAAAUUGCUAAUUGAUCGCUUAACGUUUCGUUUUUACUCCUUAAAUCGUGAAUUUGUUGCGAUAUUACUUCUAAAUACAACAUAAUGUUUUGAUAAGUGUUUACUUUGUCUUCUUUGAUAUCAUUUUGUGGUAAAAAUGAGUCAAUAUCGAUGGAGGUGUUACAAAAAUCGAUUAAUUCUCGCGUUUUUAAUCGGAUGUUAUCGAGGAAAUCCUCCGCCAUGCGAUGUUUCGGAAAUUUUCUUUGAUUUUUUAUGAUAUUGUUUCCCUUUCGGACCAUUUUAAUUUUUUUUUCUUGUUAGGUGGAGUGAUAGAAAAUGAAGCACAGUGUGUGGAUGACGUUUAUUAACUGACGAGAUGUCGGAUAAUUUAAGGAAACUCUUGGAUAAUAUCACACCGAAUUUCGAAGAAAAUUUAAAAAGGGCUUUUAUUAAUGAGGGCGUACGUACUCAAAUGAAAAUUGGUUACCUUCCACAUCAAUUAGACGAUGUUUUCGUUACUAUUGAUAAUACAAUAAUAGAAUUAAGAAAUUUAAAGUUAGUAAAAACGCCGGAUUUUCGAAUAAACUUAAUGGACGUUGAUUUGUCGAUGUUAACGAUUAAUUUGGGGUUAAGUUUGGGGCAAUUAAAAAUUGAAGGGGAGUACGAAGUUACUAAUAAGACUUUACAGAAAAUUUUACCGAUUUCCCAUGUCGGGAAAAUAGCAGUAGUUUUAGAAAAUACAAAUUGUGAUGGAAAAGCAGGGCUUCAUAUUAAAGAGGAUUCUUUCGUUGUGGAAAAUUAUGAUUUAAAAUAUCAUUUAAGCGAAAUUAUUUUGAGAGUAUCUUAUUUUAAAGAAGACGGUUUAGAGGUCGACAACGAAAUGAUUGAAUCAGAUUUAGAAAAAACUUUAGUUAAUAUGUUCUGGGUACAAUUAACAGACAUUUUAACGAACAUCUUACACCGACAACUCGGAGCUGUUAUAGUAGAAUUCUCCGUUAACGAAUUGUUAUUAGACGACCCCGACGAGAUGAAGGCUUACUCAAGACAGUUGUAUUUAAGGGCGAAUCGCCUUUUAGACUCGAUUUUAUGCACGGCCAAAACGUUUUUGGUCGAAAAAGAUUAUUUAACAAUCGACGUGCCAAGUCUAAGCGUUGUAUUUAAAAGUAGACCCCCGGGGACUCAACAGGGAUCCUUAGAAACCGUGCAAGGAGAAAUUUCUGAUUUAUCUACGUUAACUAGGUUAACUCAAGCGAAUUUGUAUGAAGAUAAAAACUGUUUGGUUGUUUAUGGGCAAGUUAGAUUAAGAGAUUUUAAAUUUAUUUACCCGUAUUAUAAAGCGAUGUAUUCGGAUUCGGUUUCUGAGGGGAGUUUGAAAUCGAGUAUCUAUAGGAGUAAAGUAUUUUUGAAAAUAACCAUACAAAAAGACCAAAAUAAAUGUAACCCACAAAUUGAUCUGGUUCAAGUUCGAACUGUGAAUGACAUCGAUAUCGAUAUCUCAGGUUUGGGAUCUUUGAGUUGGCUCCGCGACAGGUUGAGGUCGUGGAUUAUUGGCAACCUUCGAAACAAAGCUCUUCCACACCUUGAAGAAAAAAUUAAAGAAGCUAUUAAUCAUGCUAUUUCUAUUACAGAUUGUAAAUCAUUAAUUAUUUAAGUGCAAAGGCUGAAUUACAAAAUUAUGUUGGCAAUA
Onthophagus taurus is the source of this 2448-nucleotide messenger RNA. The record is from RefSeq and is a predicted model, not a curated record. Lineage: Eukaryota; Metazoa; Arthropoda; Insecta; Coleoptera; Scarabaeidae.